This is a messenger RNA of Colletotrichum truncatum, 825 nucleotides long. Its product is annotated as ammecr1 family protein. The record is from RefSeq and is a predicted model, not a curated record. NCBI's taxonomy places the organism in Eukaryota, Fungi, Ascomycota, Sordariomycetes, Glomerellales, Glomerellaceae.
AUGGCGACUGUGGAACACUGUCUGUACUGUUUCGAGGCUUUGGCUUCGCAUUUGGAGAAGCGGCGAGGUCUCUCCCUCAAGGAAAUCCAACGGUCAUGGCCAGAAUACGCCAAGACCCUGUCUCCCGGCCUCGGUGAUGGCAAGGAUGCAUCCAAGAAGCUUCUCCCGGCCCUGCAACGGCUCGCCGAGCCUACGAGUGACUCGGGCUCCGCCUCCUCCGGCUCCAGCCUCUCGCUGCCCGCCGAGACCCCCGAGACCUCCGUCAACUCCCUCGCCGAAGCUGACGACGACGACGAUACCGUCAUCACCGAGUCUCCGCUCUUUGUGACUUGGAAUACCAUCUCACCACGUUCGGGUCACCGCUCGCUUCGAGGCUGCAUAGGCACCUUUGAGCCGCAGGAGCUCGAGGAUGGGCUGUCAAGCUACAGCCUAACCUCGGCACUCCACGACAUGCGCUUCCCGCCCAUCGAGGCGUCGGAGCUACCCUCCCUCGAGGUAGGCGUGACCCUCCUAACCGAUUUUGAGGACUGUGACGAUGCCAUGGACUGGACUCUUGGUGUGCACGGCCUGCGCAUCAGCUUCUUCUACCACGGCAAGCGCUACGGCGCGACCUAUCUUCCCGACGUCGCCGUUGAGCAGGAAUGGACCAAGGAGGAGACACUUGUGAGCCUUAUGCGGAAGGCUGGAUGGGUUGGGCGCAAGGAAAAAUGGCAAGAUAUCGAGCUCAAGGUGGUCCGGUAUCAGGGCAAGAAAGAGGCCUUGGAGUACGCUGAAUAUAAGAAGUGGUACGACUGGGUCCAGAAGAACAAGACCAAGUCUGGGUGA